Molecule: messenger RNA, 3835 nt
Organism: Truncatella angustata
Lineage: Eukaryota; Fungi; Ascomycota; Sordariomycetes; Amphisphaeriales; Sporocadaceae
Product: HEAT repeat protein
Exons: 2
Coding region: 110-3379 (1089 amino acids)
Biological process (GO): chromatin remodeling
Cellular component (GO): cytoplasm
Source: RefSeq, a predicted model, not a curated record
ACCGUACGUAUAAUAUUCCGCCCCAACAACCUUGCCCUCCUUCCCAAAACGUUCGCCGACGGACUGAGCAAGUUUGACAGCAUCUACGACACCAUGCAACUGCACCGAAAUGGCAGCCACUCCAUCGACGGCAAGGACUGAAUUCUUCAAAGAGCUCAAACCACGCUGCGUUGCCAUCAAUGACCUUGCUGUCAAGGCACCAGAUAAGCGCGCGGUCGCUAAGCAGCUGAUCGCAAUCAUCAGGGACCUUUCAGAUGUCCUUGAAACGCAGAUAACGAAGGAUGCGUCAGUUCUGGAUGAGAAGCUGGCAGAUUAUGUUUUCUUUCCGUUGUCUAAUAUCCUGAGGAAUCAGCAGCAGUUUCCGUUGAGGUUGACAGAGCUUACAAUCAGGUGUCUCGAGAGGCUCAUCCAAUAUGGCUGGAAAAAUAAGAUAUCCGGUGAUCUGUCACAACAACUACUCAUUUUCCUCACGUACGUGAUCGGUGGGGUGCCAGGCCAACAGAAGCCUGAGGCUAUUCCCGAGGAGACAACGCUCGAAGCUCUAAAAGCUCUCGCAUCGCUGGUUACAGCUACCGGCGCUUCAACAUCGGGAUCAAAGAGCCUCGUUGAUGAUAAAAACCUACCCGCUUUGGGCCAUACAGUCACGACUAUCAUGGAUACUAUCACCAAGGGCGGAACUGCAGAAAUACAGCUUGAGUCUCUACAGGUAUUGGACGCUGUCAUUACAGGAGUCAAGGACCCUGUAGUGCUAGCGACAUUCUUGCCGGGAAUCAUCUCUUCUCUGAGCAGACUAUUGACACCACCGCCUGCAUGGAAAGUACCCAAAAAAGUGCUUGUCAAGGGUAUCGUUGUGUUGAGGUCUAUUCUCGUGGGCGUUUUAGGCGACAUUAAAAUCACAAAGCUGCUUAAGAAAACGGCGGAGCCCGAAAAUAUUGGCGAUGCAAAGACUAAGGGUCGAGUCUUCACAGUUUCCUGGCUGAAGGCUACAGCGGAACAAAUCAAGCUUGCACUUGCGAGUAUACUCAAGUUACGAGUGCACAAAGCUGAGGAUGUUCAACUGGGUCUUGAAAGAUUGUGUGUUGCCUUACUGGACGAGUGCCAUCAGUCUCUAUCGAUAUGUGCUCAAAUUCUGGUAGAAACCGCUAUAAUACUGUCCAUGGAAGACGAGAAUCAUUCGCUGCUGAACGCAGGCUUGAACACAAGCUUGUCGGACUUGACGGGCAUCUACCCGGAGCUCACAGACACGGUCAAGACGACCGUAUAUAAUUGGGUCACAAGUCUGCCGCGCAUAAUGCAGUCCAGUGAUGAAGAACUCCAACAGCAGGCGAUUCGAAAUCUUCUGAAGGGUCAAAGUCUUAUAAGCUCAUUACGCAUUGAUUCAACAACUCUGAAUAACACUAUGGCUGCUUCCUUGAGGGACAGUGUAUCAGCCUUACUGGCCUCGAGCAGUCGAACGUCCAAUCUAGCAGAAUUACCCCCCACAGAGCUCGUUCUUGGCAACAACAAUAGCAACCAGCCUAAAGAACCCAUACAAUUCCGCCCUUUCCUGAUGGACCAGACAAACCAAAGAUCCACGCGCACCGAAAUGUUGACACUUAUUUCGAAAAGUGGCACGUUCUCGCAGCAUGCAGUAUUGGCGGCAGAUAUGCUCGAAUAUUUACGUGAGUCUACUGGCAACACACAAGUUGCAUCGUACUGGCUAGCAUUUGAACUUGUGAAAGCCGGUCUGAGUUCAUCCUCAGAUCUUGAUCAGUUCAUAGACUUUGGCCCUGCAGCGGAAGUUGGUGAAAGUCAUGAACAAGUACUCCAAGAGCUGUAUACAUUCUCCAUCACAGUCCUCAAUGCCACAGAAGAGUCAGAGGAGCCUGACUGGCGGUUGCCGUCAUUGGCUUUGGAAGUAACAGCUUUUGCUGCAUCAAGGAUGAAAAUCAAUUUUCGUCCAGAGCUUAUCGAUGUGCUGUACCCCAUAGCAACAUAUUUAGGCUCAAGCGUCCCUCAGGUGCGGGAGCAUGCUAUCAUGGCGCUCAACAGCAUAGCGUCGUCCUGCGACUACAACAAUGUGGCGGAUCUGGUUAUCGAGAAUGUCGACUACAUGCUGAACUCGGUUUCCCUACGUCUGAACACCUUUGAUAUCUCUCCGGCUUCUACCCAAGUUCUACGCAUGAUGAUUAAGCUGACUGGCCCGAGAAUAAUACCGUUCUUGGACGACGUCGUAGCAUCGAUCUUUGGUGCGCUGGAUAACUAUCACGGAUACACUCUUUUUGUCGAGAACCUCUUUGCUGUUCUUGCUGAGAUAGUAAGGCAAGGCGCUAAGUCGGACCAGCUGCUUCUAGAAGAUCCUGAUAGACCCAUAUCGGAUCACAUAAAACUACCGCUGCAGAUCACCAAGGUCGAGGAAAUCAUGGCAGAUCUUGACAAACGCGCGGAAAGAAAAAGGCGGCGGCGGGAGGAAGAAAAUGACGUUGAGCGAAUCAGUCACCCCAAGAAGCCUUGGAAGCGCAGGGAGGACCAAGGUGAAACAGCAGGCGAACACGAUGGUCUUGAGGAGGGAUCAGGUCAAGAGGUCGAAAAGAAGCCGCCGCCCAAGACUCCGACAUAUUCACUCCUCACACGAAUCACGGGUUUCACGCAGCAUUAUCUUACUUCUCCAACCCCUACGCUGCGAAAGUCGCUACUGGAUCUCCUUGGUAUUGUUUGUCCAGCACUAUCGCCAGAUGAGGAGGCUUUUCUCCCAGUUGUCAAUACCAUAUGGCCUGUUUUGGUAGAGCGCCUCUACGAUCCCGAGUCAUUCGUUGUGAUAUCGGCAUGCAAAGCGCUCACUGCCUUGUGUAACAGCGCGGGCGACUUUCUAAGCUCAAGGAUCGAAACAGAGUGGUCAGAUGGUCUAGCAAAGUGGAUUAAAAAGGCAAAGAAUAAUGCGACGCAAAGCUCCCGAAUCUCCAGUCGAAAGACCAUUGAAACCCGGAGUUCCGUGCAAGUAGUUGGACCACCGACUUCCGAGCUUGUUAUACCGAUCCGAUCAGCAGAUGGUCUUCAGGCAAAGGAACCAUUGCAAAGUAUGAAUCUCAGCAUCGCCUCUCAACCUAGUGGGGCAGGUCUGGGAGAAUUUACGCAAGCGCGGCAGAUAUGGGAAGCUGUACAAGAUCUGCUAGUCGGUAUCGUUUCGUUCGUCCGCGUUGGUGACGAUGUGUUCGAACAAAUUCUUGCGCUCUUCGGCAGUGAGGGCCUCGUCAGCAACGAGACAGCAAGGAAGGCUUUUGAGGUUGUGAACGCCGACGCGGUUUGGUUGGUGUUGUUCGAGACUGGGCGAGAAGAGGUGCCGCAGCCGCCUCCUGACGCCGUGCGGGGUAUGAAGUUUAUGGAAUUGCAGAUAUCAUAACAAGAUUUCGUAGUAUCGUUAUUAGGCUUAGCUAUAGACGCCUGACGCGUGAUAUACAGCCUUUCGCCCAAAGAUCCAGACCUUCUUCUUGCAGUAUGACCUAGGAGCGCAGUAUGGUAUAUGUCGUGAUCUCUAUUCCUUGCCUAAGCACUAGUGAAUGCCAUGGAACAUAAUGACAUGGUGUAAAAACAACAGUCCUAUCUAUUUAGAGUUGGGAUAGGUCCAGCAGUAGUCGUUACUAGCACAAAGCGCGACCAUUCCCCGCGAGCUAGUCACGCACUGAAUCUCCGACACUUAACAGUAGAGUCAGGGAGGCCCAAGGGGUUGAGGGUCUACGAUGGGCAGUCCGCCGGAUGAUCCUGACAUGGGGGGCGCGCUGACCAUUACAAAGUGGGCAGGCAUAUGCGGAUGAUAGCUAGUAUCCCGAUCUGCUUACGAGUCACGAGUUGGGCCACG